UCUCCAGUUUAUGUACUGUUUGCUAUCUUGGAUCACAUUUGUUUUUUUUUGUUUUUUGUUUUUUCCCAGUUCCUAGUCUUGCCUUGUUUCCAGAGUUUACCCUGUUUUGUAAUUUGAUUUAUUUUCUAUUAAAUUUUAAGCAGCAUCUAGAUCCUGCUCUCGUGACUUCUUUCAAACGUUACAGAACAACUGACCAAAUGGAUCUAGCGGCUUUGUUUCUUCAAUUGAGCCAGACGGAUUUACCCAUAAGGGAAUACUCCCUUCGUUUCAGCGCCAUUGCCAGCUUUACAGGAUUUGCAGACUCCCACUUUAAUUCGAUUUACGGGAUUGGACUAUUAGCUCACCGGUGGAGGGAAUUGCCGGAGACGGGAGACUACACAUGGGAGGAAUACGUUAAGUAUUUGUUAACGCUAGAAACUCUGGCUUCAGAGGAUCCUCCUGUCCCUACCCCGAUCCUGGCUUCCAAGCCUUCCACACCUGAGUCGGCUCCACGCCUUGUCACAGCCACGCCUGAGUCGGCUCCAUGCCUUGUCACAGCCACGCCUGAGUUGGCUCCAUGCCUUGUCACAGCCAUGCCUGAGUCGGCUCCACGCCUUGUCACAGCCACGCCUGAGUCUGCUCCACGCCAUACCACAGCCAAAUCUCAGUCUGCUCCACGCCAGGUCACAGCCACGCCUGAGUCUGCAACAUGCCAUGUCAUAGCCAAGCCUCCCUCGGCUCCUUGCUCCAAGCCUCCCUCGGUUCCUUGCUCCAAGCCUCCCAUGGCCCUGUCUCCAAGCCUUCCACGGCCCCUGUCUCCAAGUUGAAUGAUCACCCACUGAUGUCGGUGCGUAGGGCCAUGAAGACCCUUCCUCACAAAUUAUCAGUGCCCACGCUUGCCACAGCCAACGAGUCAACGCCCACGCUUGCCAUGGCCAACGAGCCAACGCCCACGCCUGUCACGGCCAACGAGCUGGAAGUCUCGUCCGUCCCAGAGCCUGUGUUGCCAGCCUCAUCCGUCCCAGAGCCAGCAUUGGCGUUCCUGAGUCUCGCUCCUCGAGCCUGCCACGGCUCCACCUUCCACGGCUUUGCCCCUCGAGCCUGCCACAGCUCCGCCUACCAUGGCUUCGCACCUCGAGCCUCCUACGGCUCCACCUUCCACGGCUCUGCCCUCAGAGUCUUCCACGGCUCCAGUCUCUAGUCUGUGGCUGCCUCCCAGGCCUGCUGGCCCUGUUUCAGCCCUGUGGCCACCAACUAGGCAUCCUGAUCCAGUCCCUACCCUGAGGUGGUCUCCUGUGUCUCCUGGCCGUCGGCCUGAUCUGCUCUGGUCUCCUUAGUCUCAUGGCCGUCCGCCUGAUCUGCCCUGGUCUCCUUGGUCUCAUGGCCAUCUGCCUGAUCUGCCCUGGUCUACUUGGUCUCCUGGCCGUCCGCCUGAUCUGCCCUGGUCUACUUGGUCUCCUGGCCGUCUGCCUGAUCUGCUCUGGCCUCUUUGGUCUCUGGCUCCAUCUUGGCCCUGCCUCCCUUACCAUCCUUCCUUGGGCAUCAGGAG
Messenger RNA from Myxocyprinus asiaticus (Chinese sucker), 1528 nucleotides. RefSeq lists its product as uncharacterized. Bases 198 to 806 code for a protein of 202 amino acids. The transcript has 2 exons. The record is from RefSeq and is a predicted model, not a curated record. Lineage: Eukaryota; Metazoa; Chordata; Actinopteri; Cypriniformes; Catostomidae.